This is a messenger RNA of Mangifera indica (mango), 1692 nucleotides long. RefSeq names its product GDSL esterase/lipase At5g14450-like. Gene Ontology annotation, molecular function: hydrolase activity, acting on ester bonds. The record is from RefSeq and is a predicted model, not a curated record. The transcript has 5 exons. Bases 187 to 1353 code for a protein of 388 amino acids. Lineage: Eukaryota; Viridiplantae; Streptophyta; Magnoliopsida; Sapindales; Anacardiaceae.
GCCAUAUUGAUUAGUCUCCUAAAGUUUAUCCGAAAAAUAGUUCUCCAUUCCUGUUACGGCAUUGAAUGGAGGUUUCUACCAACUCACUUUGAACAUGAGUCAACGUCAAUCAAACCACCCCAAAGCAUGGAUUGUCAUACCUGCCUUGCUUUGUUUUAGUGAGGCCUGGAAAACCUACAGAUAUCCAUGGAUUGUCUGAGAUCUAUUAGAAAGAAUAGAUGGAAAGGCCCCAGGAAACUGAAAAAGAUUACUGUAUUAGUUGUGGUGACAAGCUUUCUUUUAAUUGUGUCUUUUGCUGAUACUUCAGAUGAUUGCCGGUUUCCGGCAAUUUACAACUUCGGCGAUUCCAAUUCUGACACUGGCUCCGUCUCAGCUACAUUUGGUCGAGUCACUUUGCCUAAUGGCCGUACUUUUUUCGGUAAACCUUCUGGUCGCUAUUCAGAUGGUCGUCUGCUCAUUGACUUUAUAGCCCAGAAGCUGGAACUACCCUUUCUGAGUGCAUAUCUUGAUGCUUUGCAACCCUAUUUCAGAAAUGGAGCAAAUUUUGCUGCCGCUGGUUCUACAAUUCAGCCCUUUGAUGUGAAAUUACUUGAGGCGGGUUUUAACCCUUUAACUCUCAAUAUUCAACUUUCCCAGUAUGAGCAACUCAAAGAUCGCACUAAUGAGUUGUACAAUCAAGCAAAAACUUCAAAGAUCAAAAGUAAUCUCCCAAUACCGGAGGACUUAUCAAAAGCCCUUUACACCUUAGAUAUUGGACAGAAUGAUCUUCAUUUUUUCCUUACGACGAUGAAGGUGGACCAAGUGAAGCCAUCCAUCCCUCCUAUAAUUAAUCAGUUUGCUCUUGCCAUUGAGAAACUAUAUCAAGAAGGGGCAAGAAAAUUUUGGAUUCAUAAUACUGGUCCCAUUGGCUGCUUGCCUGUAUUGGUUAUUGCAUAUCCUCCAAAACCUGGUGAUGCUGACCAAAAUGGUUGCAUUAAGUCUUUCAAUGAGAUUGCUCAAGAAUUCAACAAGCAGCUUAAAGACCGGGUUUCUGAAUUAAGGACCCAAUUUGAGGAUGCACUGCUUCUUUAUGUGGAUAUCUAUUCAGCAAAAUAUACUCUAAUCAGUGAAGCAAAUAAGUAUGGUUUUGUUAGUCCAAUUGAGUACUGUUGUGGGGAUCAUGAUAUCAACUGUUGGAACACAGCUAUAGUGAAUGCAACGAAUGCAGUAUGUAAGGAUGCUUCAAAAUACAUUAGCUGGGAUAGCGUACAUUAUUCUGAAGCUGCAAACCAUUGGAUUGCCAACCGCAUUGUGGAUGGCUCAUUCUCAGAUCCUUCCAUUCCCCUUAACAAAGCUUGUAGAAAGCCUUUGUGAUUGCCCUUUUCUUUUGUUAAGGAUAUUAACCUUUACAAAAAUAAAUAAAUAAAGAAAAGGGCAAAACAGUUGAUGACAAAUAUUAGUGGUUCAUAAUAAAUUGUGCCUGAAAUUAACUAGGCAUGACAGUUUAAUACCAACAUUUGCUUUUUCUGCAAUAUUGGUGCACUUGUAUACUAGGCAGCAUUUGCUUCUCAUUUUAUUGUUUUUGAGAUUUUAAUUUAUGGUUAUUUUUCUAUAAAGAUAUUCAUGGUUGGGGGAAUCGAAUAUUCAAGCUUAAUGAUUGAUGAGGAUAAUGUGACCAUUUUCUUAGAGAAAUACUCAGUGUCCUUUUUAUCA